This is a messenger RNA of Trichosporon asahii var. asahii CBS 2479, 1914 nucleotides long. Its product is annotated as actin filament organization-related protein. Lineage: Eukaryota; Fungi; Basidiomycota; Tremellomycetes; Trichosporonales; Trichosporonaceae. The transcript has 2 exons. The coding region runs from base 1 to 1914 and encodes 637 amino acids. Gene Ontology annotation, molecular function: phosphatidylinositol binding. The record is from RefSeq and is a predicted model, not a curated record.
AUGACCGACACGCUUCCCCCGCCGCCCCCGCCGCGGCGAGAGGCCCGCAGCACACCGCACUCGCGCACCAACACCCCCGAACCCGGCUGGAAAGAGCGCUGGGGCGCGAAGACCAAGCUUUGGGGCAACAAGGCGUUCGACAAGUCGAUCGGCAUCAGCGACAAGAUCGGAACCAAGGUCAACUACGUCGUUGAGAACAAGAUCGGAUCUGAGGCGUUCUAUCCCGUCUCGAACGACUUUCCCCAGGAGUGCGAGAAGGCCGCGCGCAUCCUGCGCGCUUUCACCGUCAAGGGCAUCGAGGUGCCGGAUAAGCACACGCACAAGAAGGCGCUGCGCAAGAUCCCCCCGACAUUGAUCAAGAACUGCUAUGGUCUCGCCGUGUUCACGUCGAUGCGCUCGGGCAUCGCGCCCCUCGGCGGUGCGGGUGGCAACGGCCUUGUCGUCGCGCACAACCCCGAGACUGGGUGGUGGUCCCCGCCCGCGAGUAUCUCGCCCAACACGUUCAGUGCAGGGCUCAUCCUCGGCGUGGACAUCUACGACUGCGUGCUCAUCUUGAACAGCCCGAAGGCGAUCGAGUCCUUCAAGACGCACAAGGUCACGCUCGGCGCCGACAUUGCCGUCGCUGCCGGUCCGUGGGGCGCCGGCGCCGCAAUGGAGUCGGGCAAGGAGGGUGUUCCCGUGUUCUCAUAUGUCAAGUCGCGCGGCCUGUAUGCCGGUGUCGAGGCGGUUGGUCAGGUGUUCCUCUCCCGCUUCGAUGAGAACGAGCGCGUCUACCACUGGCCGGGUGUUAAAGCCGGCGACAUUCUGACGGGCCACGUCAAGAUGCCCCGCGAAGCGAAGCCCUUCAUUGCCGCUCUCGAAGACGCCGCAAGCGGCAAGGCUCAGGUGCGCGAGGGCCCGCCGCCCGAGGACCCGAUGUUCAAGAUCACGCCGCUCGCGGCGGCGAUCGAGCUCGACGACGGCGAGGUGCUCAAGCUGCCUCCGACGCCGGAACAGACCGACGGGCACGAGUACGAGAGCGACCCCGAGACCGAGCGGGUGAUUCGGCGCAUGACGCUGCCGAGCGACUUCAGCCCGCCCCCAGUCGAGAAGAAGUGGAUGCCGGCCCUCCCGCCUCCGCGCCACGGAGAGGCAAUGCACCACCCGACCCCGCGCCGUGCCGGCGUGCCCGCCGGUGCGCCUGCCCCCGCUCUGCCUCCCAGGAGACAGCCUGCCGUGGACUCGGCCCCGGCCUCGCUGCAUGGCAGCCCUCCCCUCCCGCCCCGCCGCAGCACGGAGAUGCCCCCCACCCCAACCAGCCCAGGCACGCCGAUCGCCGUCGCGGCCAAGCCCCCUCCCCUCCCGCCUCGCAGCCGCAACCGCCCGCCCUCGAUGGCCAUCCCCCCCACGCCCGUGUCCCCGACCUCACCCGCCUUUGCGGCGCAGCACUCGGACAUCCCCCCCGUCUCCGAGAUCGACUCGCCCGAGCUCAUGAAUGUCAAGGACGUGCACGCCGACGAGCCGCCCUCGUACGCUGCUGCCCAGGAGCCCGCCAAGGCCGAGGCGGAGUCGGACGACGAGUCGGUCUACGACGAGGUGGAGCAGCAUCUCGCGGACGAGCACGCGACUGUCCAGGCCAUGGACGAGAUGCACAUGCCCCCCGCCGCUGAGGAUGAGAUGGCGCCCCGCUCGUCCGAGGAAAUGGCCACGCUCGCGUACAACGAGCCGGAGCCCACGGACUCUGAACCCAAGGACUCUGAGGCGAAGGAGGCGCCCAGGGAGGAGGCCGAGGAGAAGACUGAGAAGACUGAGGAGAAGGAGAAGGCCGACGAGCCGCAGGAGAAGGCUGAGGCUGCCGAGGCCAAGGAUGACAAGCCUGAGCUUCCCGCCGGAUUCCGUCUCCGCGAGGCGGGCAACAUGGGUUUCCGUGGCUAG